AUUAUCUCAUUAUUGAUUUAAAAUAUGGUACUCUCUGUGCAUUGUAAAUUUGUAAGAAACCAAACGUACAUGGGAUGAUAGUACAAUGUACGUAGAAUACCCAUAACAAUUGUGCAAAUGGAGUCUUCAAACAUAUCAAAAAAAAUAUCUUAUCUUGUUUAAAAAGUCAAGCCAUUUACAACACUACUGAGGUCACAUCCUAAAUAUAUAUUAAUUUAAUUCCAAAGGCACAUUAAUUGUUACCAAAGCCAACAAAUUGUCAAUCUCCUAGGUUUAUUUAAAUUACGUUUCACUUAUACGUGGGGUGUGGUGAUGAGUCUGGUCCCUAAAAAGUGUAGUUUUUCCGAUUUUCACCAUUUUCUUCCAUUCCAUCUAUGGUAUAUUAAAGAAAUAUAUAAAACCUCAACGAUAUAUUGUCUUAUAUUUAUGUAUAAAUUCCUCUCUAUCGGAAAUAAUUGAAGCUAACAUAUAUAAUAACAACCACCUAUAUACAUAUCUGUGUUCUUUCCAAAAAAAAAAAAAAGCUUUGUUUUUUCUUCCAACUCAAUAUCAUGGGGCGGCGCGGAACGAAGCUGCGGGACCUCGUGGGAGCAAUCAAGGACAAAGCAUCACAAAGCAAAGCCGCGAUUUUCUCUCGACCCAAUACUCUCUCCCUACUAAGAGCCACGACGCACAACCUCCACGCGCCGCCGAACCCCAAGCACUUAGCGGCAGUACUAGCAUUCGGUCACUCCUCACGCGCCACCGCAUCAGCGGCCGUGGAGAUCCUGAUGGAUCGGCUCCAGAACACGGGAGACGCAUCCGUGGCUCUCAAGUGCCUGGUGGCCGUCCACCACAUUGUAAAAUUCGGUACCUUCAUUCUCCAAGACCAGCUCUCCGUUUUCCCCCUCCACGGUGGUCGGAACUAUCUCAACCUCUCAAGAUUCAGGGACAACUCUAGUCACGUGACCUGGCAGCUAUCCACGUGGGUCCGCUGGUACGCUGAGUACAUCGAGAACCUACUUUCCACUUCCCGGGUCCUCGGAUUCUUUCUCGGGUCGUCGUCUUCCGCCACGGAGGAGGAGCGAGUUUCGGCGUGUUGGACCAGUGAUUUGAUUAAGGAGAUUGAGUCGCUGGCGAGUUUGUUAGAACGGAUCUGCGCGCAGCCCGAGUUGGAUAUGAGUUUGAACGGUAACAGAUUGGUGGGCGAUAUUAGGGGAUUGGUGGGUCAGGAUUAUUUGUCGGUUGUAAACGAGGUGUCGAUCCGAGUCACUGAGUUUGGUGAGAGACUGAGUUGUUUGAGCUUUGUCGACUCGGUCGAGUUGAUGUGUGCUUUUAGGAGAUUGGAAAAUUGCAGAGAGAGGCUUCAAUUAUCGUCUAAUUUGGUGAAGAAGGACUUAAGUGAAAGCUUUUGGGAUCUGAUUCGUGAGAUUAAGGAGAAAGUCGGGCAGGAAAAAGAGGCCCGGGAAGAUAAUUUGGUGGUGGCGUUAAGGAAAGAUAAGGGUACUGAGUCGGCUCGGUUCGGGGACCGAGUUCUAAAGGUCGAUAACUCGGUCCGAUUCUCGUCCGGAAGAUUUGCCUCCAAUUACAUGUCUUCUUUGCCAUUCGUGGGCUCCACGUAAUAGUCGAUUGGUAAAUCAAUUUUAGAAACUAUGUUGUAAAAAUUAGAGCUGAGACAUUUUCCUUUUUGAAUAAUGUAUUAUUAAAAAAAUAUGAUUGGUUACUUAUUUUGAAAAUAUAUUCAUCACUAAAA
Cannabis sativa is the source of this 1732-nucleotide messenger RNA. RefSeq names its product putative clathrin assembly protein At4g40080. Gene Ontology annotation, biological process: clathrin-dependent endocytosis; clathrin coat assembly; vesicle budding from membrane. The record is from RefSeq and is a predicted model, not a curated record. Gene Ontology annotation, molecular function: clathrin heavy chain binding; SNARE binding; 1-phosphatidylinositol binding. The transcript has a single exon. Lineage: Eukaryota; Viridiplantae; Streptophyta; Magnoliopsida; Rosales; Cannabaceae. Gene Ontology annotation, cellular component: clathrin-coated pit; clathrin-coated vesicle. Bases 552 to 1601 code for a protein of 349 amino acids.